Hydatigera taeniaeformis is the source of this 435-nucleotide messenger RNA. Lineage: Eukaryota; Metazoa; Platyhelminthes; Cestoda; Cyclophyllidea; Taeniidae. The record is from the annotation of a GenBank genome assembly.
GCUUCUAAUGGCUCGUUGAACAUGGACUCUGGUGUUGGUUCAUCCAGCGGAAGUGUGAUGUGCUCGUGCGGUCUUCCUGCCGUUAGACGAACAGUGAGUCAAGCAACAGCCAAUCGUGGUCGUCAGUUCCUUGUCUGUCCAAAUAGUACACCUGGUGGUGGCAGUGGCUGCGAUUUCUUUCAAUGGGUGGACACUGCUCCUGGUAGGUCUUUCUCUCGUCCUCGUGGCUCUCGUACCAACGUCAACACUCCCUCGGUUGUCGAUCUGGGCGAUAAUUGGCCACCCACAACGCCACUUGGUGGUUCUGGCUCCAGAAGUUGGUGUAAUCGUGACGCUGGUGGCGGUGGCGGCGGUGGUGGUGGCAUUCGAAAGUGUAGUAUCUGCCGCCUUCCUGGUCACACACGCAACCGGUGUCCUUCGACUCUGCGAGAGUAG